AACUUCGCCGCCGCAACCCCCUCCAGUUCUCCCCCUACAUUCAUUCGUCCUCGAGGGCUUCGUGCUGGCACGGAUGAUCACGCCGUCCGGUCCACUGCUGCUCUCGACUUGUGGUCGCUUCCAGACGGCGUUGUUGGUUCGGGAUGAGGGCGCCGCUCCGCAUUCCGCUGCGGGCUUGCAAUUUUGAUCCCGCGGCGGUCAUACGAUCCUCGAAGCCUUCUCUGGCUGUCUCUGCAGCCCAUGCUGCUCCGACAACUUUGCUACGCCGUCGAUUGAUCUCCAGCUCGACUACAGCUCCCUCGGUACACUCGCAGCGCCUCACCGGCCGUUUCGCCCCGUCCGUACCCCAGGCCACCUAUGCCACCCGCACGUCUCCGCUACUGGAGUCGGCCAAAGCAGAACAACAUGACAGGAAACAGUCAGGGUCGGGUCAAUCGCGCCGCAGAGUCAUCAAAUAUGCUGUGAUUGGAGGUACAAUCGUUGUCGGAGCGGUAGUGUUCUCGGAUCAAGUCCAGCAUAUCUACCGUGCGGCGGCGAGGACAGGAAGAGUGGUGGGCACAUUGGCGGUUUGCAUUAAUGACUACCGGGUAACUCUCAAGCAAGAAACCUCCACGCCGGAGGAACGGAGCGAAGCGAUUCGAGCCUGUCACAAACGCUGCGCGGAACGGACUCUACGGGUGCUCGAGAAGAAUGGAUCGAUCUUUAUCAAACUGGGACAACACUUGAGCAGCAUGGGUUAUUUGCUUCCGAUGGAAUGGACCACAACUUUCAUCCCCCUCCAGGACAAAUGCCCCGUGUCGUCGAUUGAAUCUAUUGAGCAAAUGUUCGUGGCCGAUACCGGACGUCGCAUCGACGAGCUGUUCUCCUCUUUCGAUCCGGAACCCAUUGGUGCUGCUUCUUUGGCGCAGGUGCAUAUCGGUACACUGAAGGAAACGGGUCAAAAGGUCGCGGUCAAGGUGCAGCAUCCGGCGCUGGCGGAAUGGGUGCCCUUGGAUCUGGCGUUGACUCGGUUUACCUUUUCGAUGCUGAAGCAGUUCUUCCCGGAAUACGAUCUGGAAUGGCUCUCGCGGGAAAUGGAUCUGUCUCUGCCCCAGGAGCUGGAUUUCCGGAUGGAGGCCGAGAAUGCUACGCGGGCGAGCGAGUACUUUAAGAAGCACUCGGAUGCCCCGUUGGUUAUUCCUGAAGUGAUGUGGGCUCAGAAACGUAUCCUGGUCAUGGAGUUCAUCUCCGGACGACGACCCGACGACCUGGAAUUCCUCGACUCGAACCACAUUGACCGCGACGAAGUCUCCGCUGCCCUGGCACACAUUUUCAACGAGAUGAUCUUCGGUGACAACGCGCCCCUGCACUGCGAUCCCCACGGUGGCAACAUUGCCAUCCGCCCGAAUCCCACCCGCCGCCGGCACAACUUCGACAUCAUCCUCUACGAUCACGGUCUGUACCGCGACAUUCCCCAGGACCUGCGCCGCAACUACGCCAAGCUCUGGCUGGCUGUGAUCGAAUCCGACUUGCCUCGCAUGCGCGAGUACGCGCGCAAGGUCGCCGGCAUCACAGACGAACAGUUUCCUCUCUUCGCCAGCGCCAUCACCGGCCGCGACUACAUGGUGCUCAAGAACAAGGAUAUUACCUCAGCCCGGACAUCAGCAGAGCGAGACAGUAUGUCUGGCUCUCUAGCCGAUGGGCUCCUACAACAACUAGUUGAGCUCUUGGGCCAAGUACCCCGGAUCAUCCUAUUGAUCCUCAAGACCAACGACCUGACCCGCAGUCUCGACGAAAACCUCCACACCCGCCAAGGCCCCAUGCGCACCUUCCUCAUCCUCGCCCGCUACGCCACCCGCACCGUCUUCGAAGAACAAAUAGACUCGGUUCACGAGACUGGCGGACUCCUCCGGCCGCGGAAUUUCUGGCGGUUCCUCUGCGCCUGGACGGGGUAUCUACGCGUGGAAUUGAAGUUGUCGGUUUAUGAGACGCUCUUGGCGCUGAAGAGUCGAUUUGGGUUGGUGUGAUUGACCUCUGUAUAUUCAUCACUUUCUUUCCUUACCUUUCCUCAUUUUCUAUAAGUAAUUGAUUUGACUAGAGGGCAUGGCAUGGCAUGGCUGCAUGCAUGUGGUGUUAUGCAUGGCGUUUUUUCCCUUCUCUUUUUGCAAAGUUGUGGUUGACCCCUGAUUAGACUUGAUCUGGUUCUGUUGUGUGGUUUGUUUAAAAGAAGCUGUAUACUUAUUCACCUACCUUACCUUCAGUUAUUCAUUCAUAUAGAAUUCCCUGGACGAGUUCCUGCAUUCUUGUACGCAUAUAUACAAACAUACAUAACAGCCUG
Messenger RNA from Aspergillus ibericus CBS 121593, 2317 nucleotides. RefSeq names its product ABC1 kinase family protein. The record is from RefSeq and is a predicted model, not a curated record. The coding region runs from base 144 to 2006 and encodes 620 amino acids. Gene Ontology annotation, cellular component: mitochondrial inner membrane. NCBI's taxonomy places the organism in Eukaryota, Fungi, Ascomycota, Eurotiomycetes, Eurotiales, Aspergillaceae. The transcript has 4 exons. Gene Ontology annotation, biological process: mitochondrion organization; lipid homeostasis.